CAGGUCUCGCGUGGGAGGCAAUUCUUUCGCUGCUGAGUGCCCGCGCUUUUCCGGGGCCAGUCCCUCCCAAUGAGGAAGCGACAGUUUUUAGGGCAGGAGGAUUCUGGAGCUGCUAGGCACGCCAGAUCGUCCAUGGCCCCUUCCCUCUUGUAACCCAGCACAUCUUCAGAGUUGUCUGCAUUUAUCCAAGACAGCGGAAAAUGAACAAGUCCCAGAUUGAACAGAAAUUCCAGGGAUCAGUGUCAUUUAAGGAUGUGACUGUGGGCUUCACCCAGGAAGAGUGGCAGCACCUGGAUUCAGCUCAGAGGUCUCUGUAUAGAGACGUGAUGCUGGAGAACUACAGUAACCUUGUCUCACUGGGGUAUUGUGUUACCAAACCAGAAGUGAUCUUCAGGCUAGAGCGAGGAGAGGAGCCAUGGAUACUGGAGGAAGAAUUCCCAAGCCAGAGCUUCCCAGAAAUCUGGAAAACUGAUCACAAGAAAGAAAGAAGCCACAAAAACCAGCCUAAACAUGUGUGGGAAGUUGCAUUCAUCAAUAAUAAAACACUAACUAAAGAACAAGGUAAUGUAGUAGAAAAACCACUUAACUUGGACACAAAGUCUUUUCCUUCCAGAAGAACUCUCUGUCAAUGGAACUCAUGUGGAGUGAAUUUCAGCUGUAUUUCAGAAUUGUUUAUCGAUAAGAAAAACUAUUUAGGAAAAAAGACUGAUGAAUUUAAUGCUUGUGGAAAAUUGCUACUCAGUAUUAAACAUGAGAAAACUCAUACUAGAGAGAAAAGUGAAUUUUUUAAAAAUGGGAAAACGUUGAGUCAUGAUGAGGACCCUAUUCAUCCUGAGAAGAUUCAAAUGUUAGAGCAAAAUUUUGAUUAUAAUAUUUAUCAAGAAACCUUCCUUGAAAAGGCAAUAUUUAGUACAUACAAGAGAGAGAUUGCAGAAGGUAAUGAUUGUGAAUGUAAUGAAUAUGGGAGAACCUUCUUUGAUAACGCCUUCUUAUUCCAUCGGAUAAAUUCCUCAGAGGAAAAUCACUGUGGAUUUAGUGGUUGUGGAAAAUCCUUAUGUGUAAAGUCUACCCUUUUGAAACAUCAUGGGGCACAAAUGAAACACUAUGAGUGUAAUCAAAGUGGGAAUAAUUUCAGGAGGAAUUUAUGCCUUUCACAACUUCAGAAACCUCAUAAAGGAGAAAAACACUUUGAAUGUAAUGAAUGUGGGAAAGCGUUUUGGGAGAAAUCCCACCUCACCCGACAUCAGAGGAUACACACGGGAGAGAAACGCUUUCAGUGUAAUGAAUGUGGAAAAACUUUUUGGGAGAAGUCAAACCUCACUAAACAUCAGAGGUCACACACAGGAGAGAAACCCUAUGUGUGCAGUGAAUGUGGGAAAGCCUUCAGCCACAAGUCAGCCCUCACGUUACACCAGAGAACACAUACAGGUGAGAAACCCUAUCAGUGUAAUGCAUGUGGGAAAACUUUUUAUCAGAAGUCAGACCUCACUAAACACCAGAGAACACACACAGGGCUGAAACCCUAUGAGUGCUAUGAAUGUGGGAAAUCCUUCUGUAUGAAUUCACACCUUACAGUGCAUCAGAGAACUCAUACAGGUGAAAAACCCUUUGAAUGUCCUGACUGUGGGAAAUCUUUCUGUCAGAAGUCACAUCUUACGCAACAUCAGAGAACUCACAUAGGGGAUAAACCCUACGAAUGUAAUGCAUGUGGGAAAACAUUCUACCACAAGUCAGUUCUCACCCGGCAUCAGAUAAUUCAUACAGGGUUGAAACCUUAUGAAUGUUUUGAAUGUGGGAAAACCUUCUGCUUGAAGUCUGAUCUCACAGUACAUCAGAGAACUCACACAGGGGAGAAGCCUUUUGCAUGUCCUGAAUGUGGGAAAUUCUUCAGCCAUAAGUCUACUCUCUCUCAACAUUAUAGGACACAUACAGGGGAGAAACCCUUUGAAUGUCACGAGUGUGGGAAAAUCUUCUAUAAUAAAUCAUACCUAACUAAACAUAAUAGAACACACACAGGGGAGAAACCCUAUGAAUGUAACGAAUGUGGGAAAACCUUCUGUCAGAAGUCUCAGCUCACGCAGCACCAGAGAAUUCACAUAGGUGAGAAACCUUAUGAGUGUAAUGAAUGUGGAAAGGCUUUCUGUCAUAAGUCUGCCUUAAUUGUCCACCAGAGAACUCAUACAGAAGAAAAGCCCUAUAAAUGUAAUGAAUGUGGGAAAUCUUUUUGUGUGAAGUCAGGACUUAUUUUACAUCACAGAAAACACACAGGGGAGAAACCCUAUGAAUGUAAUGAAUGUGGGAAAUCCUUCAGUCACAAAUCAUCCCUCACAGUACAUCACAGGGCUCACACAGGAGAGAAAUCUUGUCAGUGUAAUGAAUGUGGGAAAAUUUUUUACCGCAAGUCAGACCUUGCUAAACAUCAGAGAUCACACACAGGGGAGAAGCCCUAUGAAUGUAACACAUGUGGAAAAACCUUCUCUCAGAAGUCAAACCUCAUUGGACAUUCUAGAACACACACAGGAGAAAAACCUUAUGAAUGUCAUGAAUGUGGAAAAACCUUCAACCAGAAGUCAGCCCACACAAGACAUCAGAGAACACACACAGGGGAAAAAUCUUGUGAAUGUCCUGAAUGUGGGAAAACUUUCUACAAGAAUUCAGACCUCAUUAAACACCAGAGAAUUCACACAGGGGAGAAACCUUUUGAAUGUCAGGAAUGUGGGAAAUCCUUCAGUGAAAAGUCUACUCUUACUCAACAUCGGAGAACACACACAGGGGAGAAACCAUAUGAAUGUCAUGAAUGUGGGAAAGCCUUCUCAUUUAAGUCUGUCCUUACUGUACAUCAAAAAACACACACGGGGGAGAAGCCCUAUGAGUGUUAUGAAUGUAGGAAGGCCUUUCUCAGAAAAUCAGACCUCAUUAAACAUCAAAGAACUCACACAGGGGAAAAACCUUACGAAUGUAAUGAAUGUGGAAAAUCCUUCUCUGAGAAGUCAACUCUCACCAAGCAUCUAAGAACUCACACAGGUGAGAAACCCUAUGAAUGUAUUGAAUGUGGAAAAUUUUUUUGCUACUACUCGGGUUUCACAGAACAUCAGAGAAGACACACAGGGGAGAAACCUUUUGGGUGUACUGAAUGUGGGAAAAAUUUCCGUCAGAAGUCAGCCCUAAUUGUCCACCAGAGGACUCACAUAAGACAGAAACCUUAUGAAUGUAAUGAAUGUGGAAAAUCAUUCUGUGUAAAGUCAAAACUCAUUGCACAUCAUAGAACACAUACGGGGGAAAAACCCUAUCAAUGCAAUGUUUGUAGAAAAUCAUUCUAUGUGAAGUCUAAACUUACUGUACAUCAACGAACACAUUUGGGGAGAAACCCUAUAAGUGUAAUAAAUGAGGGAAGUCACUCUGGGUGAAGUUAAGAGUUUAUAGAAAAAACACAAAAGUGGAGAAAAAUCCAUUGAUACAAUCAUUUUUGAGAACAUCUUUGGUUUAAAGUCAGUUCUCACAAUAUAGCAGAGAACUUACAGAGGGGAGAAUGAUAUGAAGCUAUAGAAUAUAGAAAAUGAUAUGAAUGAUAUGAAGCUAUAGAAUAUAGAAAACUUUUGUGUUGGAAUUUGAACCGUAGAGUAUAUCAGAAAACUCAGUGGAGAAGACCUAUUGGUGAAUGAAUAUAGGGAACCUUUUGCCCAAAGCCACACCUCACUAAACAUCAAAGAAAACAUGUAAGUUAGAAACCUCUAUCAGCAUUCAUAAGGUAGAGAAGAUUCUACUCCACAGGCUUUAGAAAAUGCACAAAUUGUAGGACACUUUAGGGAAGCAUUUUCUAUGAGGUGAUAUUUUAUUAGGCUUCUGUGAUAUUCUUGAUGUAGCAUCUGGUGGAUGUUGGAAGUUACUAGAGAAAACGUAUUAACUAUGUGGAAGCUUUAAGUUAAAAUCUACACUUAUACAUCAGAUUUUGAAUUGAAGUGUUUCUAGCAAUUUAGGAAAUGAGAACAUUUUCAUUUAGAAAUAGCAUUUUAUUUUUGUUAAGAUACACUUUGACCCAUUGCCGGUUCUGUUCCCCUGUUUAAGGUAUUAGAUGUGACACUGGGUGUGGUGCAUAACAGUGAAUUCUGGUACACUGAAAAGAAAUUAAAAAAACAAAAAACAAAGGUAUUAGAUAUGAAAACACACCCCACUGGGACCAGCAGUUGUAAGCACAUAAGAGGUUUACUGCUCAGGCAUAUGCAGGAUAAGAGAAGAUUUUAGCAAGAGGAUUCAUCAAAAGGACCUUCUGAUGUCCAGGUAAAAGAGAGAGAUUCUGGAUCUCGUGACACACGUAGGAGGAGCUUGCUAGCAGGAUGUUUUAGUAAUUCUGGGGCAGACUGAUUUUGAGUGGCUCAUUCUGGAAGAGUGAAUCAAAGGGGAAAGAUGAGUUGCUAUGCAGGCAGCUUAGUGACUGUAGAAGUGCGUGUGGAGCAUAGGUGGUUUCUGCCCUGGCAGGUGUCAUCCUGUUGUGAGUGACUUACGGUACCCAACUGUAUUUCUUCCUGUACUUAACACUUUUCAUAUGUGAUGUAACAGUUUCAACAAAGUGAAACAUUUAUAUGUGAAAGUACAUUCUUAAAUAUAGAGCUUUAAAAAAGCACAAGUAGAUAAUACUCUUGGGUAGGUUAUAGUAGCUUGUAGCAUUUCAGUGUACUAACUGAGAACAACUAGAAAAAUUUCACAAAAAGCAUCUAUUUGAAUGCAGCCUAUUGCUGCAGAAGCAGAGGACUAGUGGUAAAAUUCAGGAGAGGAAUGAAUCGUGGAGAGCACAUGGGCAAAAUGCAGCUGUUUCACCUGGGAGCACUUGCCAGUUCUGGCCACACGGAGGAACCUGAGUACUGAGCGUGGCUCAGGUAAAGGCUGAAACUCUUUGUAGGAGGAUGAAGACCAGAAGCCAGUGGUACUUUUGGCAGUCAAGGCUGGAGUGAAAAAUUCUUAAACAUUAGAAAUGAGACACAUAACCAGUUUUCCAAGAAAUUUUUAGAAGACUGACUCAGCACAGGGCAGGAGCCUGAAAAGAUGCUGAAUGUAGAUUUUUUUUUUUUUCAGUACUGAGAAAAUAUGAUUAGAAUUUGGGAAUUGCCUGUAGGAUGGGCCCUUUCUGAGCAUAGCAUGUGGUUAGUAAAAGCAAGGUUAUACCAAAGGUAGAUUGUACCUUAUUGCAAACUGCAAAUGAUACCUGGUAUUAAAAAAAAAAAAAAGUAAAACCUGCCCAGAAAGGAAACUCUCAGAACAGAUGGCCUCGCUGCAGUUGUUCCAAAUAUUUAAGAAGGAGAGAAUACCAAGCUUUUAUGAACUUUUCCAGAGAAAGGAAGAUGGAACUUUACUAAUUCAUUUUGAGAGACGAGUACAACCUUGAUACCAAAACCUGUAAUAGACAUUUCAGGAAAGUAAAGUUACCAAUAUUUUAUGAAUUAAAGUGCAUAAUCUGAAAUUUUUAAAAAAUUCAGUCAUAUCCAUGGACCAAGUAAUGUUUAUUAGAGGAGUCAAGGAUUUCAUAUUUAAAAUGAAAUCAGUUUGGCCAGUUCUUCCUCUCACAUUCUCCUUUCUCCCUUGUGAUUUCUGUAUUUCUUUCCUGCCUUCCUUUCCUAGAAUGGAAGUCAGAACAGGCAUGCCAUGAGGGAUGAGAAAGGUAUUGUGGUGAGGUAUCCACUAGCAUCAGAGCAUUGAGGGCACCUGGAAAAGAUGAUCAGCAUGGCUGAAAUAUUUAACAUUGAGCAAAUAAGAAAAUGUGUUGAGGAUGAUGGGAGACAGAUUGGAAAAGGCUUUCAUAAAAAUGGAGAAGGGGAAAGUUGGAAAACAGCAGAGUGUUGGAUUGGAAUGUAACUCAUAGAAAUCGUGUAUGUGUAUGUAUGUUUUAUGUCUCUGUCUGCUGAGAUGACCUAUGCACAGUGAUACCCCAGAAGCAGCACACGAAGUGCCAGGCUACUCAUUUCUAAAUGCUGUCCUCCACCCAAAAAGGAACCAGGUCUCUGGAGUGAUGGCUGAUUCAAGGUCAGAGAUAGGAAGAAAUAGAGGAACUUGAAUCAUCUUAGCUACCAGACAGAAAAUGUUCAAAGAAUCUUGGAAACAAAAGAACCAUCUUGGACAGAUUCCACUGGCCAAAUUUGAGACAGUUGAAACAUCAAAAUAAUGAUAGAAUCAGAACACAAGAGACUUAAUAAAAUGGAAUUCAUUAAUUUAUAGUGAUGUAAAUAAAUGAGUAAAUUCAUGGACCAGAAGGGAAAACUUUCUUUACAUAAAAAUGCCAGUUAAUAGAAGGAGAAUGAUGAAAUAGGAAAAUACCAUUCCUCAGCCAUUGGAGUGGUGGUUGAUUAAGGAGGUAGUUGCCAACAUAGGAUAGGGUUUGUGGGUAGAGGUUUGAUGAAGAAUAGGGUAUGGGCAUAAUGUUCAAAUAUCUCUCCAAAGUACUAAUCAGCUGCAAAGGUAAAUGUGGUGAUUUUAUGAUUAAACCCAGCAGACACCAACAUGAUUAGGUGAUCAAAGUUCACCUCACCAGUGGAGUAGGACAGGUCAACAUGAUGUAUUCCUUGAUGGGAUGCACUGAGAAGAGCCAGCAUCAUCUGUGUGGUAUUUUUGCCAAGAAAGUGUGACCUGUGUUUGCUCAGGAAGAGAUAUCAGGUGAACGCAUUUGAAAGGUUAUUUUACUGAAUGCAAAGCUUCUAGUCUUUAAAAAUGUGAGUGACGUGAAAACCUCUCCGGAUGGAGGAGACUGAGCUAUUUUAUUUAUUCAUUUUAGAGAGUGAGUGAGCAGGUAAGUAAGGGAAGGGGCAGA
Messenger RNA from Neogale vison (American mink), 6796 nucleotides. Its product is annotated as zinc finger protein 33B-like. Gene Ontology annotation, molecular function: DNA-binding transcription repressor activity, RNA polymerase II-specific. Bases 201 to 3407 code for a protein of 1068 amino acids. Lineage: Eukaryota; Metazoa; Chordata; Mammalia; Carnivora; Mustelidae. The transcript has 7 exons. Gene Ontology annotation, biological process: regulation of immune system process; negative regulation of transcription by RNA polymerase II; regulation of cytokine production. The record is from RefSeq and is a predicted model, not a curated record.